Prorocentrum cordatum is the source of this 702-nucleotide messenger RNA. NCBI's taxonomy places the organism in Eukaryota, Dinophyceae, Prorocentrales, Prorocentraceae. The record is from the annotation of a GenBank genome assembly.
AUGGGAGGUGGAGCGGUUCCAGCUGUUCUUGCGCCUCGUGGCGGACCCGAACAGGGCGCCGGACCGCGGGGAGGUCUACCUCAGCGAAUGCUUCCGCCACGUGCUCGCCGCAGUCGCCUCUUUCCCGUCGGUUUCAUCAUCGACGACGCGUUCUUCUUUCGUGUUCUCGGACAUCUGGAGCGCGAAGACUUCGAGAGGACACCCACAGUGAACUUACUGGCUGCGUGUUGCGAAGCGUUCGACGUCGACCUGCAGCAGUACUUCCAGCUGCUGGAGGAGAAGGGAGCCCCGCUGCUGGCGCCCGCGGCCAACGCCGAGGGGGCGGAGCGCUGGGAGGAGUGGGCUCCCUGGGACGGAGUAAAGCUGAGGCCCGUCAUGGCGGACGGGGGCAGCUUCGCCGCGCCCCUCGAGCUCGGCGCCGCCAGCGACGGGUCUGACGAUCCGCCAGAUCUUCCAGAUGAUCCGCUGCCCUUUCGACCAAUUGUCAGGCAGGAGACGCCAGCUUCAUCGUCAGUCUCGCGUGCGGACCCGCUCUCGCAGAUUAUCGCCGCCGUUGCGAUGGACUCGGCCCUCCUCGCUACGUCAGCACGCGGCCCCGCGGGCUGGGCAACGGCGGCGGCCAGCGCCACGAGCCCGAGGAGCCCGCCGCGCCAGACGGGGCCCCUUCCGAGCCUGCGGGCGCGGGGGCGCCGCGGGGCGCCG